AUGCAAGCAACUGUCGAGAAGGAGCUAAAUCGCCUGGAACAGCUGAAGGUCAUCACGCCAGUUGAUUAUUCCGAGUGGGCCGCGCCAAUUGUCGUCGUUAGGAAGAGCAACGGUAGCAUCCGAAUAUGUGGGGACUAUCCGACGGGACUGAAUUCGGCUCUUCGGUUACACGACGACCCACUAGCGUUCCCAGACGAUAUCUUCUCCAAAUUGGCUCGAUCUAGAUUUUUCAGCAAAAUCGUCCUUUCCGACGCAUUCUUGCAGGAAAUCGACACCAAAUACCGCCCCCUGCUAACGAUUAACACCCAUUGCGGGCUGAAGGGCACAUCCGGUUACAUGGAUGACGUAAUAGUCGGAGGUAAAAUGGAACGCGAGCACGACGAGAAUCUGCUCAACCCAACCCAACCCUGCUAA
Molecule: messenger RNA, 414 nt
Organism: Anopheles stephensi (Asian malaria mosquito)
Lineage: Eukaryota; Metazoa; Arthropoda; Insecta; Diptera; Culicidae
Exons: 2
Coding region: 1-414 (137 amino acids)
Source: RefSeq, a predicted model, not a curated record